AUUGCUCGGAAGAUCCUCCGUCGCCAGUGAACGGCUACACAGAAUGCUCGACGUAUGCUGGAUGUCGCGCUCUCUGCAACAGACGCUACAAGUUCCCCACGGGCGAGAGGAGAUUAAUGAUGAUGUGUGAAAACAAUCACUGGACCAUGACUAGAAUCCACUAUGAAGACUUACCUGACUGUCACCCUGUCUGUAACCCUCCGUGCCAGAACAUGGGAAUCUGUUUGGCACCGAACAAGUGUAACUGUCCACCCAACUGGCAAGGCAGGUCGUGUGAGGUGCCCAAGGGCCUACCCUCGAAAUCGUGUGCAAAUAAGAAUCCGACACCCAAAAAUUCGAGGAUACAAUGCAGCAGAAGCGAGUGCAGAGCGGAGUGUUUCGAUGGCUACCACUUCGCUGAAGGCACGACCACCCUCACCUACAAGUGUCAGGAUGGCAACUGGGUCAUCCCUGAUCCCGCCUGGACCGACUCCAUGCCUAACUGUUUACCCAUAUGUGACCCCCCUUGCAUGAACGAGGGCAAGUGCAUCGUUCCCAAUGUGUGCCAGUGUACCCCAGAGUACCGUGGUGACAUCUGCCGUUACCACAUCUCAACCUGCGACCCUAAGAACCUCAAAUUUAACGGAAACUUUAACUGCUCUGGAGAAGGUAUGAUGUUUGGGUGUGUGUUGACCUGCCCACUUGAAGUGGAGUUUACGUUUCCUGCGACAUCCUUCUACAGCUGUGACUAUUCCACCGGCGUUUGGUCCCCAUCACCCGUACCCUUGUGUGACUACAGUUUCUUAGCUGUCAAUACAACUGUCAGGGAAACGAACGUUACCAUCAUUACCAGCACAACCACCCAGAAAAGACGCCAAGGCUUAUGCUUCACUUGGGCUGGCACACACUACAAGUCCUUUGACAACAAUAUUUACAGCUUUGAGAGCUCGUGCUCCUUCACGCUGCUGCAGGACUCCACCCAAGGCACCUUUACUGUCAACCUGCAUAAUGCUGAUGGUUGUAAAGGACAAAUGUGCCAGAAAGUUAUUCAAAUCUUCUUGGAGGAUGACGAAUAUAUUCUUCAGGCCACUGAGUCAGGACGGCCGAGCCUGUCAAACCGGAACACCAACCUGGCGAUCCCUGGGCAGAUUAACGGCAUUUUUGUGCAACGAGUGGCGCACUUUGUGGUGAUCAAGCUAUGGGGCCUCGGCCUCACCCUCAAGUGGGACAUGAAGAACCUGGUGGAGGCAGAGGUCAGUGAGGUCUUGUGGAACAGGACGUCAGGGCUGUGUGGUCGACUUGAUGGCAACAUGGACAAUGACUGGAGCUAUCCUGAUGGUACUCUGGUGACCAACAUGAACUCUUUUCUACAAGUCUGGCAGGCCAAGACCCUCGGUGAUGUGUGUCUGGAACAGCCUAAGAUGAAGCACCCAUGUAAGGCUCAAGCUCGAGAUGCAAAUGAAUUCUGUUCUCGCCUGCAGUAUGACCUGAAGUUUGUCUUUUGCCGCCAGGUGGUGGAUGUGGAGCCGUACAUCAACGCCUGCCGCUGGGACUACUGUGACUGUGACUCCCAGGACCGUGAGGCGUGUGCCUGUGAAUCCUUCGCCGCUUUCUACAGGGAAUGUGCCAGCGUCGGGGGUGACAUUCCCGGCGGCUGGCGCUCACAGGACCUCUGCCCGGUUGAGUGCAGAGGAGGCAAAGUGUACAACCCGUGCAUGUCUACUAUCCAGCCCCGGUGUGGCCUGCCAUCUGAUGGUGGGCCUCCUGACUUCUGUGUGGAGGGCUGUGAUUGUCCCAGGGGCCUGGUGCACCAUCAAGGCAACUGUAUUCCUGUCAGUGACUGUCCCUGUACUCAUCACAAAAGGGAAUACAACGCCGGAGAUACCAUAUCCCACGGUUGCAAUUCUUGUACAUGUCUGGAAGGAGAGUGGGUGUGUACGGAGGUGAAGUGUGGCUCCCGCUGUGCUGCUGUGGGUGACCCUCACUACACCACCUUUGAUGGCCGCCGCUUUGACUUCAUGGGCAAGUGUUCCUACUACCUGGUGCAGGCGCAGGACUUCAGUAUCGAGGUUGAGAAUCAGCCAUGUGCUGGUGCCUUCUCCGAGAACAUGAACUUCCAAGGAUCAGUGGUGAGUCAGUAUCCAUCCUGUACCAAGUCAGUGACCGUGCGUACAGAAGGUACAGUGAUACAUCUCAAGCAGGGUAAGGAGGUCACUGUUAAUGGGGUGGAGCUCAGGAGAAUGCCUGCCUGGGUCACUGGUGCAUACAUCAAGAUUGCUUCCAGUAUCCUCGUCAUAGUUGAGUUGAGCAAUGGGAUGGACGUGUGGUGGGACGGCCAGACUCGUGUGUACGUAGAUGCUCCAGCAAAGUUUCGUGGGGAGACAGCUGGUCUGUGUGGCACCUUCACUGACAACCAGCGGGAUGACUUCCUCACACCAGAGGGAGACAUAGAACAAGAUGUUGUUGCUUUUGCAAAUAAGUGGAAAACUUCUGAGAAUUGCCCAGACCAGCCGUUGGAGCCUGAGACUCGACCGUGUGAGAGACAUGUACAGAAUAAGGAAAAGGCUGAAAAAUAUUGUGCGAAGCUCAAGUCCCAUGUGUUUAGUGAGUGUCAUGUAGCUGUGGAUCCUGAGCCAUACUACCAGGACUGCUUGUAUGACUUAUGUUCCUGUGAGACCAACAUAGAUGAAUGCUUCUGCCCAGUGGUGUCUGCUUUUGGCAAAGAGUGUGCUAGAAAGGGCACCAUUAUAGACUGGCGCACCGAUAUCCGCGAGUGUGAGAUUCAGUGUACUAAUGGGCAAGAGUAUCAGGUAUGUGGGAACAGCUGUUCUCGCACUUGCCUGGAUCUAACCACCAACACCGAUUGCAUCAAAAAAUGUGUGGAGGGCUGCAAUUGUCCAAUUGGGUUUACUCUGGAUAGUGAUGACAUAUGUUUGCCCAUUAGUGAAUGCCCAUGUGUACAUGAUGGUGAAGAGUACGAGCCCGGACAUAAGAUGAGGCAGCAACAGGUUGAUGGCGCCUUUCUAAUGUGUGAGUGCAACAAUGCUGCCUGGCAGUGCAGGAAGCCACAGAGCAAUGAAACUAUGACCGAAGCUCCUGUGCCAAAAUGUCAAGGAGAAGACCACGAGGUUUACAGUGAUUGUGUGCCACAAGAGCAGCAUACCUGUCAGACAAUGCACUUAAAAGUGAUCGCUGAUGAGACAUGUCGUCCAGGCUGCACUUGUGCUGCAGAUUACGUGCGUGAUUCCACAAGUGGUGUGUGUGUCCUUCGUAAGGACUGUCCUUGCCAUCAUGGUGGCCGCUCCUACAAUGAAAAGGAUAGCAUUACAGAAGACUGCAACACAUGUGUAUGUAAGAGUGGCAUGUGGCUGUGUACAAAGAAACAGUGUCCAGGAAUCUGCACUGCCUGGGGAGACUCUCACUACAAGACCUUUGAUGGCCGCCUCUAUGAAUUUCAAGGCGACUGCGACUACCUCCUGGCCAAGGGAAAGACCUCUGACGUGGAUAACUUUGAGGUCGUAAUACAGAAUGUACCAUGUGGGACCAGUGGAGUGACUUGUGCCAAGUCCAUCACACUGAGGGUUGGUAAAGGAGAUGCCCAGGAGAUCAUUGAGUUCUCACAAAAUAAACCCACACCUUUCAGGAAUAUGACAAGAACCAUCAUCCGUGAGGCAGGAGUGUUUGUUUUUGCUGAGGUGACAGAUAUAGGUCUAGUGCUGCAGUGGGACCGUGGAACCCGUGCCUACCUCAGACUUGAUCCUCUCUGGCAAGGAAAGGUACGAGGAUUGUGUGGCAAUUACAAUGGAGAUGAACAGGAUGACUUCCAGACUCCUUCAGGUGGUUCCAGUGAAGCAUUAGUCAACAUCUUUGGAGAUUCUUGGAGGUUACAGAACAGUUGUCCCGACAGUGUUUCGAUUAAGGACUCCUGCAGUCUACACCCCUACAGGAAAGUUUGGGCUACUGAGCAAUGUGCCAUCCUAAAAACAGAGAUCUUUGCUCCAUGUCACUCUGAAGUGCCUGUCAAACCCUAUGAGGAAAGGUGCCUGUUUGAUGCUUGUGCCUGUGACACUGGUGGAGACUGCCACUGUUUGUGUACAGCUGUAGCUGCCUAUGCUCAUGAGUGUAACAUCCAUGGGGUGUACAUUAAAUGGCGUACACCAGACUUUUGCCCUAUGCAGUGUGAUGAAACGUGUGAACAUUAUGAGGCCUGUAUCCCCACCUGUCCUCUACUGACCUGUGACACACUGUUCAGCCCCAAAUCACCAAUGUGUACACAGGAUGCAUGUGUUGAAGGUUGUUCCAAAGAUGAGUGCCCUCCAGGCCAGGUGUACAAAAGUUCCACUGAACUACGAUGCGUGCCUAAGUCACAAUGUGAAAUGAAGUGUAUGGUGAUAGAUGGAAAAUUAUACAAAGAAGGUGACAUUAUUUCCCAAGAUGAAUGUCAUAGAUGCUUCUGUUCACAUGAGAAGAAGGUUUGUCGUGGAACUCCUUGCACUACCACUGUGACUGAGAGUUUCAAAAUUACCACUCCACCUAUCAUAACCCCAACUGUGGGGCUGGACUGCAGGAGUGGGUGGACAGAAUGGAUCAGUGAAGACCAGCCUAUAGCCUCCAGGAAGAACUCUGACAAAGAGAGGGUGCCAGAGAAGAUCAACGAGGGCACUGAUGACAAGGGCUUCUGCAUGCGUGCCCAAAUUGUGGACAUGACCUGCAGGAGCGUAGGAACCCACCGACCCCACACAGAACAGCAAAAUGUGAAGUGCUCAUUGGAGGAGGGACUGAUGUGCCAGGGCCGGGAUGAUGCAACAGGGGCUAAUGCUUGCUGGGACUAUGAAGUUUCCUUCCUCUGUGACUGCAAUGCUGUCUUCACCACGGUUACUACCCCCAUCCUUGUCUCCGUCUCAACUUCUCCUAUACCUGAGAACUUCACUACCAUCCCACCAAUUGUUCCUGUGAAACCCCCAAGCUGUGAGGAGGAGCCAGGCUGGAGUCCCUGGUACAACAUGCACAUUCCAAAUGCUGAUGGCGAGUUUGAGUUUGUGACCGAGAUCCGAAAGUCUUACUCACUCUGUCCAGACCACUACAUUACUGAAGUAGAGUGUCGACCAGUGAUGGGAGGAGAGAUGGAGUCUUUCAUCUUUUGUGAUAAGAAAGGUGCCAGGUGCAGGAACAAUGCUGGACGGCAGUACUGCCAGGACUAUGAGGUGCGGGUGUUUUGUCAUUGUGAGUGCCAGGAUGGUCUGGGCAUGGAAGACUUUAGUAUCACCAAUGGUAAGAUUACUGCCUCGUCUUCGUUGGGCCCUGCUGACAAACCUUAUGCCGCACGCCUCAACUUUAAUUGGGCUUGGACAGCACAGACUGUGGACGAAGAUGAAGCACAGAAAGAAUGGCUGCAGGUUGAUCUUGGAGAAAUAAAAGAAGUGACUGGUGUGGUAACUCAAGGACAUCCAAUACUUCCUCGUUAUGUGGAGAAGUUUGCUGUUCAUAUUUCAGACACAGGAGAAGAUUUUAAGAGUAUUAAAGACAGGUUUUCUCCAUUAACCAAGGAAUUUACUGGCAAUACGGAUGGGACUACUCCUGUGGCGAACCUAUUCCCAGAACCUGUGUUUGCUCGCUAUGUCAGAAUCAUCCCUAUUCACUUCAACGUUGCCAUCUCUCUCAGAGUAGAGCUCAAGGGCUGUGACAUCAUAGGGACGACGACACCUUCUUCUCCUGUUGUAGUGACAACCUCUACCACAGAGUCAACGUCCGGGCCUCCUCAGUGUGUUAAUGGAUGGACACCCUGGAUGAACACCUAUACACCUAACCCAGCAAAUUGGGAUGACAUGGAUGACCUUCGCUCCCUGGCAGAAAAGUACACUUUCUGUGCUUCCCAUCAAAUAAUGGACACACAGUGUCGAGUGGUUGGUGUGGGACUGACCCCAGAGGCUUCAGGCCAGGUGGGCGUCACCUGCAACACCAAUACUGGCCUUCAGUGUAAUGAUGACCUGCAGGCUCCUCAACAUUGUUACGACUAUGAAAUCCGUUUCUACUGUGACUGUAACCAAACUCCAACACCAAUUACCACACAUCCGACUGUGCUGCCCCCAGAGUCAUGUAGUCUCAUGAGCCCACAGUUCAAGCAGCAUGAAUAUGAUUGCAAGAAGUUCUAUGAGUGUGAAAUCACACCUUCUCAAAUGGCAUACGUAGUCAGGGACUGUGGAUCUGGUGAACUGUUCAAUACCAAUACUCUUUCCUGUGAUUCUGAGAACAUUGUCAUAGCUCAAAGGCCUGAGUGUAGAGGGUGAGAUAACAGACAUUGAGUGUGUGGAGGCUGAUACCGGUUUAAAAACAGCUGCAGAUAAAGGCACCAUCUGUGAUGUAACUAACGGCUUCUACUGUGAUAAUGCAAUCCAAGACACAGGGAUAUGUCAUGACUACAAGAUUAGAUAUUAUUGUUCAUGUGAGCCAACAAUAUCUACAACUACAAUAGUAACAGAGACCGUAACUACUCCACUACUUCCCUGUGAUCCAGAUAUGUUCCUACAUCUGCUUGAAGAUGUUGAAGACGAAGCUUUCUCCUCUACUACUGCACGUAAUGCCCUCUACGGUCCUUCCAGUGCACGUCUUUAUCAUAAGGAUGGCAGCCUUAAUUCUAGGAGCUGGGCACCAUUGUAUAGUAAUGAAGAUCAGUUUAUCCAAGUGGACCUUGGCUCAGUGGAGCCUGUGUAUGGUGUGGAGGUGGCUGGCAAUCCUCUCACCAAGGACAGGGUGACGGCCUUCACUGUUGAAAUCUCCCGAGACAGCAGACUGUGGAGUGUGCUGCCACGUGACCCCACAAACCCAGCUGGUCAACCAAAGAUUUUCAGAGGUGCUGUGACUGCCUCCGAGCCCGUAAUUCAGAUAUUUACAAAACCUGUAGAAACACGAUAUGUGAGAUUGAAGCCCACAGACUGGUACCAAGCCAUUGCCUUGAGGUUUGAAGUCAUUGGCUGUGGGGGUGUUACUAUACCCUCUACUUCUACAGUCAAGCCAGAGUGCGAAGAACAAAUGGGGCUGGAGAAUGAGGAGAUGUCAGACCAUCAGAUCAUAGUUUCCUCAGUCCUCAACAAUCAAGAACACUUUUAUGGGAAAAAAAAUAUCCGCCUCAACAGCCCGUCCAUUCCACAAGAGUCUGCAGGAGCUUGGGUAGCAGAACCCAAAACUGACCAGUUUGUUCGAUUUGACUUCCUGGAGCCGAGCAAGCUGUCAGGAUUGAUAUUACAAGGGCGAAGUAACAAGGACGAGUGGGUAGAAACAUUCACUGUCCGCUACUCUCCUGAUGGUCAGACGUGGAGUACUGUCAAGAACCCAGAUGGGAGUGACAAGGUGUUUCCUGGCAAUUAUGACAGAAGUACAACAACGGAGACCAAGUUUGAAAGACUCAUCCAAGCUCGUUUCUUGGAGAUCAGACCAAAGACAUGGAAAAGCAAUAUUGCCAUGAGAGUUGAAGUGCUUGGCUGUUUCCACCCAUACCAUGAGAUAGAAACCACAACACCCUUGGAGAUAACUACACAGCCAACACCUCCUCGCUGCUCCCCCUGCCCAAGUCUCCCACAUUAUUACUACAGCACAUGUAUUCCUUGUUCUUCUGGCCGGUAUUUUGAUGGCCAUACCUGUGUGGAAAAAAUCCUCUGUCCAUGUUUCGAUGAUGCUGUUAGAUAUGAUCCUGGAGCAGUAUUUGAAUCAUUUGAUUGUGAAGUCUGUAGCUGCUUGGUGGGAGGAGAUAUAAAGUGUGCUAAGAAGGAAUGCCCUCCUUGUGAAGAUGAUCAACAAGCCAUUGUAGCAGCACAGUGUGCCUGUUUGUGCAAGCCUUGCCCUGAUGGAACCAAACUUUGUCCAUCCAGCAACUACUGUCUAAAUGAGUCGUCUUGGUGCAAUGGUAUUGAGGAAUGUCCAGACGAUGAACUAAAUUGUAUUACUACAACUCCAGUGACUACUACUGCUCCGCCGUGUCCUGUUCCCACCUGUCCACCAGAUUAUGUUAUUACUCUUCUGCCACAACAGGUGGGUGACGUGUGUCCCAGUUAUGAGUGCAUUCCUUCUGUCACGUCAACAACAACUACAAAGCCUGAGUGCCCUCGAAUCUGUCCAAAAGGCUAUAUAGUCCAGGAUGCUGUAAACAUUGAGGAAGAGUUUCCGGAUGGAGCAUGCAGUCCGUACGAGUGCGUUCCAACAGAACCUCCACCCUGCUCACAGCCCAAAUGUGCUGACCAAUAUGAGAUCUUUAAAUUGACAUCACAUCCAGGAUCAUGUCCUCGGUAUGCCUGUGUACCGAUUCUGCAACCAUGUCCACCUGUGGAGUGCCCAGAAGGAAUGUUCAUUGAGUAUAUAACUGAUUCUGAGUCAGCACCUUGUCCAAGAUAUAAGUGUACUUCAUGUCCUCCAGUGGAGAGACCCAGAUGUCACAUGGGUGAAGAGUCCUACAUAACCAACCCAAAUGACUCCUGUCCGGUGUAUGACUGCAGACCCUUCACAAGCACGUCAACAUCCAAACCUAUAUUGGAAGGCAAUAUCCCCCAAAAUUGUAAAGUGGAUGGAUCGACCAUCUCCUCCUUUGAUGGCAGCAGCUUUGAGGUGGAGAUCUGUAAUCACAUCUUGGCUGAAGAUAUGACCAACAAAAACUGGAUUGUGGCCGUGCAUCACAACUGUACAGGGAAAGAAACGUGUGGUCGUUAUGUGACUAUCACACAAAAUAGCGUGCAGCUGAUAUUACAACGAGACCGUCAUGUUAUCUGGAAGGAUAGUAUCUAUACAGUUACUCAGGCUCAGCGAAUUGGGAAUUCCACCAACGCCUUCAAAAUAUAUUCAGUUGGCAAUGAUACCAUCAUGUUUAAGUCAACUAUAUACAAAUUCGAGAUUAGGUGGAAUGUGGAGACAGACAUCAAUAUUGUUGUUUACUCGGAUCUGAUCCGUAAGGUAGAUGGCCUGUGUGGUUUCUACUCAGGAGACCCCAGCGAUGAUAAAAGAAAACCUAAUGGGGCAAUGGCAAUGAGCUACACUGAGUUGGCUCAGUCAUGGGCCUUAAAUAACAACACAUGUGAGAAAAAGUGCACAUCUGAAGUUAGCAAAAAAGCACAUGAACUCUGCAGAGCUAUUCAGUCCAAACCCUUCACUAAGUGCCACAGCACUGUUGACCCAGCACCAUUCAUGAAGGGAUGUGUGGACACCAUGUGUGAAUGUCUAAGUGGUGACACUCAUCAAGAGGAAUGCCGAUGCCAGGCUUUUACACAUUAUGUCACCCGCUGUCUUGAGAAGAACCCUGAGGCUCCCAUUGCUGACUGGCGUAUUGUUGCCAAGUGCUAUAAGGAAUGUGGUCCCGGAGAAGUUUAUCAGGAUUGCUUCCGUGCUGAGUGUGAGGAUAGUUGUGAGUCUUUGCACGAUAAGAAUGGUUGCCCAGAGAAGGUCAAUUCUUGUGUGUCCGGCUGCUUCUGUAUCCCAGGGCUAUUACGCAAAGGUGAAAGCUGUGUCCGGCCAGAGCUGUGUCGAGACUGUGUGUGUGAAGCCUAUGGUGACCCACACUACACAACAUUUGAUAGAUACAAAUUCACUUUUAAUGGAGAAUGUUCAUAUAUUGCUGUACAGGACAAGAACCGUGCGGGUCAUCAUAAGUUCCAGGUGAUAUCCCAUAGCAAGAAGUGCACCACAGAACCAGUGACCAUGUGUAUUGAUUCCAUAACCAUCCUCUACAACUCUCAUUCUGUGAUCAUCUCUGCUUAUGGAAAAGACACUGUCAGAGUGAGUGUUGAUGGCAGUGAAGUGACCAGCUUCCCCCAUCAAACACCUUCGUUGGAAGUGGAACGACCAGAUUCUUCUCAGGUUAUGGCAGCCAUUCAUGAAAUACAAAUGGAGGUGAAUUACCAUCUUGAAAACUUUGGAUUUUCCAUUCGUUUACCAUCGCAUCUUUAUUUCAACAAGACUGAAGGGCUGUGUGGCAACUGCAACUACAAUAAGGAUGAUGACACUGUGGCAAAGAACAUUGGCUUGGUUGAAUCUGUAGAGACUUUUGGACGUAGUUGGUUGUUGAAGAAUGAACCAAGUUCUUGUGGUGUGUUGAAGAAGGAAAAGAACCUCUGCCUACCACUGCCUCCUGAUGAGGAUCCAUGUCUACAUAUUAUGGAUCAAGAGCUAUUUGGAAAGUGCCACCCAGUUGAGGAUCCAGUGCCAUAUGUGUCCUCUUGUCAACUUGAUAUUUGUAAUAGUACUGAGCCAAAAAUAGCAGCAUGCCACAGUCUUGAGGCUUAUGCCAGACGCUGUGCUGACUUGGACAUCUGUUUAGACUGGCGUUCUGAAGAACUAUGUCCAAAGAAAUGUACUGGAGGUCAGGAGUAUCGUGUAUGUGUAUCAGGUUGUGUACAUACCUGUGAAAACUAUGAGGAGCUUGAAAAGAAACCUGAUGCUUGCCCUGUUUCUACUGUUGAUGGCUGCUUCUGCCCUGAGGACAUGGUAUUGUAUGAGGGAACCUGUGUUGACAAAAGCUAUUGCCAUGUCUGUGAUGAUGAGGGGCACCGUGUAGGUGAUACUUGGCAGGCAGAUGCUUGUACUACAUGUAAUUGUACUGAGAAUGGCAACCUUUGCAUGGAACAGAAAUGUCUUCGUCCUCUCAUCUGUGAUGCAGGUUUUCAACUGACUGAGAUUCCUGGAACUGAGGAUGGUUGUUGUGGACCACAGUUUAAGUGUAAAGAAAUACCCAAAGAAAAUUGUACAACUCCAGUUGAACCACAGGGUGAUUGUGGUUAUGGACAAAUAUGGAAGCUUAUUGAGGCACUUGGCAAGUGCCCUCAGUAUGCUUGUGUAUGUCUAGAAUCAGAAGAAUGUCCUCAGCUAGUUAAGCCCAGAGAUGAGGAUCUUAAACCAGGUGAGGAGUGGACGGUGGAAGACUCGGGGUGCUGUGCCAAAUACAUCAAACGAUGCACUGGAAAAUGUCAUGAGGUCAUUUGUCCAGAAUUUCAGGAUGUAUCAAAAGACCAACUGCAGAAGGAUGAGUGUUGUCCUCAGAUUAAGUGUGUUCCUCCAAGUGAUGCCUGUAUAUAUGAUCACCAGUAUCUUGUUGAUGACAAAGGUUAUCAACAACCUGCAGAAACCUCUUUAGUCUCCCAGAAAAAGUUGUAUAAGAUUGGUGAACAGUGGGAAGAUGGGUUGUGCCUAACUUGUAAGUGUUCAGUAGACAUUGAUGGGCUGCCACACUACCAGUGUACUAAGCAGACCUGCCCAACUCUUGACAGUCAUCCAGACCGUGGAGAGUAUGAGCUGGAGAGUGUGGAGACACCAGGUCAAUGCUGCCCACAGAUAAUUAGAACUGCUUGUAUAGAUGGCUAUGAGGCCAUUCAGAUUGGAGAGACACUUGAUGACCCCUUGAAUGAAUGUCGAAGUGUAAGAUGUGUCAAAACCCCAGAUGAUAAAGUUGAGAAAAGAGAAGAAAUACAAACUUGUGUUAAAUCCUGCUCCUCUGGCUGGAAGUAUGAGCCACCACUCCUCGAAGCCAAGAAGUGCUGUGGAGAGUGUGUCCAGGUUGCCUGUGUUGUGGAGAGCCAAGUAAAAGCUGUGGGUGAGACCUGGGUGUCAGAUGACCUGUGCACCACCUAUACCUGUGCCAGAGAUAAACAUGACCAGAUCCAGAUUCAGGCAGUGGAAGAACAGUGUACUGAGCCGAACGAGGAAGACCUUCAGCAUUAUGUGUAUGAUAAGGAACCACCUGUACCUGGCCAGUGUUGCCCUGUUUACACCAGAGUGGCUUGUCUCAUGAACGACAAUCAAAGCAGAAUAGAGAUUGGGGUAACUGUCCAAGAUCCCAAUGACAGUUGUUUAAGCAUCAGCUGUGUGUCUAGUGCUGAAGGUAACAUCACGCGCCGUGAGAGGGAGAUAACCUGUGACGUACUCUGUGAUAGAGGUUCAUCUUACAGUCAACCUGUUAGUGAUGAAUGCUGUGGCAAGUGUAUUCCAACACACUGUGUUGAUGAUGAUGUAGCUUACUCCAUUGGUCAACAUUGGGAGAGUGAAGAAAACGUCUGUUUUGAGUACAGCUGUGAACUUCGUAAUGGUGUCCCAACUACUGUUGCAACCAGGAAGGAAUGUCCAUAUUUUGACCCUGAGUGUCCUGAUGAAGCUAUAUAUAUGGAUGAGUUUGGUUGUUGCAAAGGGUGCAAUACUACAACAGGAAAGUGUAAACCAGAGGUCAUACCUCUUGAAGAAACUGUCGGCCUCUUUGAGAUAUCUUUACCACGUAGGGGAACAUGCAGAAACACCAAUACUGUUCCCAACUUUAAGCGGUGCUCUGGAUCCUGUGAUUCCUUUACAGUGUUUCAGAAGCAAGGUCAACAGCAAAAACAUGUCUCCACAUGUUUCUGCUGUAAACCUUCAAAAUCUGACAAGAUGGAGGUAGAGCUGCUCUGUGAUACAGGAGAAACCUACAUCUCUCAUUAUGAUAACAUUGUAGAGUGUCAGUGUCUUGAAUGCAGUGAUAACCCCCAAGAAUAUGAGCCUUCUAAAAGAAUUAAACAAUAGAUUGAAAAUUCUAAGAAAUAUAUCUAAUUCCAUCAACUAGGCUCACCACCAUGUACCUGUGCUGGCUAUAUUGUGUGUGUGAAGUAACUACUAAGAUGGACCCAACCUGUUGACAACCCCCGCUUGACUACAACCUUCACCAGUUUCCUCACUUAUCUUAACCCUAAGGUGACAGUGCAAAAACUUCUCAUAUAAUAAUGAUUUAUUAUCAGUUUCAACUGUGGAAAAUAACUGAUGAUAUCACCUUUUGAUGACAUAAGAAUGCUGCCUAAAGUUUUUGAUAUUAAAGGAACUGCGCUUGGUUCACUGGACAGAUGAUGACUGACCUCCAUGAACAAUGACCCUCACUAUAUUUACUCUUACUACAUGCAAGCAUAAAAAAUACAAAAACAUUGAAGCAAUAAUAAAACUACAUAAAAAUGAGUGUUGAAGCAAACACAAUAUAUUAAAAAAACAUGAGCAAUGAAAAGUACAAAAACAUUGUUAACACAAAUUUUUUUUGUUUUUUUUAAUAAAAGUAACAUUAAA
Homarus americanus (American lobster) is the source of this 13029-nucleotide messenger RNA. RefSeq names its product hemocytin-like. Gene Ontology annotation, molecular function: protein binding; chitin binding. The record is from RefSeq and is a predicted model, not a curated record. Gene Ontology annotation, cellular component: extracellular matrix; extracellular region. Lineage: Eukaryota; Metazoa; Arthropoda; Malacostraca; Decapoda; Nephropidae.